UCUUAAUUGUACUUAUAAAAAUUGUUUUUCGAAAACAAAGUUCGUCAAUAUUGUCCUUUACAUCCAGCAUGGCGACUAAGUGGAUACUUCUGGUGGUAUCAUUAAUUUUAACCGAUUGUUGGUGUGUGAAUAUAGAAAGUUUGAAUGGAAAUUGGACCGUUAGGUCUGACAAUGGAGAAUAUCAUGACAUACCUGCUACCGUGCCAGGUGGAAUUUAUAGCGAUUUGAUGAAUUAUGAAAUCAUAGGAGAUAUUUUUCAUGGUUUUAACGAUGUUAACACCAAAUGGGUGCCAAGGCUUAACUGGACGUAUUUUAGAACUUUCCAAGUUGAUGAUGAUCUUCUACGAAAGGAAAACGUCAAUUUGGUCUGUGACGGUCUCGAUACUUUUGCUGAUAUCUAUAUAAAUAACGUUCUUAUUGGUUCCAGUCGUAACAUGUUCGUUAGAUACAUUUUCGAUGUUAAAAAUGCCCUAAAGACAGGAGAUAACUAUAUUGAGGUAAGAUUUAAAUCUCCUAUCGAGAUGGGAGAUGCUUUGGCUCAAGAACAAGCUAAAUCAUACGUGGUUCCUCCCGAAUGUCCUCCAAAUGAGUAUAACGGGGAAUGUCACGUUAAUAUGAUCAGAAAGAUGCAAGCAUCUUAUUCUUGGGAUUGGGGCCCUUCUUUCCCUUCCGUUGGAAUUUGGAAAAAUAUUUAUAUUGAAAGUUACAUUGAAACUACUAUAAGAUACGUAUCUGUAGACGUCACUGAUGAUGGAAUUAAUUGGCAUGCGAAUGUAGAUGUUUAUCUAGCUAAAAACGGCAAAAAUAAAGUAACGGGGCAAUUAACGAUAAAUUUACAAACAGACGGUACACCUAUUGACGAAUACAUUGACGUCGAUGUGUCACCGAACGAAUACGGUGAACUAGUAAAAAAUUUCGAAAUCGUCGUUCCCAAGAACAUAGUUAGUGCAUGGUGGCCAAAUGGAUAUGGAGAACAAUAUUUAUACGAUUUAACAGUAACAGUUACUACUAACGGACAGAUCGAAGAUACCAAGACUCAACAUAUUGGAUUUAGAAAAAUUGAAUUAAUCCAAGACCAACUCAAUUAUGGAACGACUUUCUACUUCAAAGUGAACGACUUACCAAUAUUUAUGAAAGGUACUAACGAAAUUCCCUUGGAUAUUCUUCCGGAAAGAGGUCAAGAUCCUACUCUAAUAGAAACCCUGUUGGGAACCGCUAGGGAUGCUCACAUGAAUAUGAUACGUGUUUGGGGCGGAGGGGUGUACGAAUCGGAUUACUUUUACGAUACUGCCGAUCGAUAUGGAAUCUUAAUAUGGCAAGAUUUUAUGUUCGCAUGCGCCAUGUAUCCUACUUACGACAGUUAUUUAGAGAACGUUUUAGAAGAAGUGCGGCAUCAAGUUAAUAGAUUACGUAGUCAUCCGAGUAUUGCUUUGUUUGCUGGAAACAACGAAAACGAAGCUGCUUUACGUCAAAGUUGGUAUGGUACAUCUGACAAUUUUGAUCUAUAUUACAACGACUUUAUAAAAUUAUACAUCACCACUAUCCAAACCGAAUUCAAUCGUAUAACACGAAAUAAAAGAAUAUUCUUAAGCUCGAGUCCCACUAAUGGAGUCGAAUCGAUUAGCGAAGGAUAUGUCGCACAGAAUCCUGGCGAUUAUGCUUACGGAGACGUCCAUUUCUACAAUUACGUAGCCGAUCCUUGGGAUUCGAAUGUAUAUCCAGUAUCGAGAUUUUCUUCCGAAUACGGUUACCAAGCAUUACCUGGUUAUCAGUCCCUUAUAACGGCUGCCGAUCAAGAGGGUGAUUUAAAUAUGGAAAGUGAGUUUAUGUACCACAGGCAACAUCAUCCCGGUGGAAAUGAACAGAUGAAAGAAUUGAUCGAAUUUAAUUUGAACUUACCAGAAAAUUAUAAUGUUAAUUAUUCUAAGGCUUUCAUCUAUAAACUUCAAAUUGCCCAAGCCCUCGGUAUUAAAAUAGAAACAGAACAUUAUAGGCGUUAUAGAAGUACACUUAACGAUCAAGGUUUGGGUGGUACCAUGGGCGCCCUCUAUUGGCAAUUGAAUGAUGUAUGGUUAGCUCCUACUUGGUCUGGUAUUGAUUUCACUGGUAAAUGGAAAAUGUUGCAAUAUUUCGUUCAGGAAUUUUUCUAUCCGAUUAUCAUAACUGGUCAUAUAGAUUCUCAACGUAAUUUGGAUGUUUACGUUGUACUCGAUUCGAUUUACGUAAUUGGAGAACAAAACGAUUUAACCGCCUCAAUUCAAGUUUUCAAUUGGAAUUCUUUGCAACCGAUACACACUGACGAGAUUGCCGUCGAUGUGAAUGAAGGUGAAUCUGCUCUUAUUAAAACAAUUCCGACCGAUCAAUAUUUGUCCGAUCUGAACUGCGGUGACGUAAACAAUGCGAAAUUCAACUGCUUCUUCUCUUUGUCUAUGAGGAAUUCUAAUGGUAAUAUCGGUUACAAAAACUACGUUUUUCCGGGUACACUCAAGUAUUCGAAUUUGCCACGAGCCAACGUUAGAAUUGGUUCAGUAACUACCAUGAUGGAAGAUCCGAGUCAGUACUCUAUAACUGUGAUAUCAGAUAAUAUAGCGCUGUUCGUUUGGUUGGAAACGCCAGUCAAAGGAGAAUUUUCACAGAACGGUUUGGUAUUAACAGAAGGAACGACGAACAUUAUUUUCCAUAGCAAAGAAGCUACGUCGGAGGAAUCGUUAAGAAACACAUUAACUGUAAUUCAUUUAAUGGACGAAAAUUACAUGUAAAUAAAUUUAUAAAAGUGUUGGAAUCA
Messenger RNA from Diorhabda carinulata, 2785 nucleotides. Its product is annotated as beta-mannosidase-like. NCBI's taxonomy places the organism in Eukaryota, Metazoa, Arthropoda, Insecta, Coleoptera, Chrysomelidae. Gene Ontology annotation, biological process: glycoprotein catabolic process; carbohydrate metabolic process. The transcript has 14 exons. The coding region runs from base 69 to 2759 and encodes 896 amino acids. The record is from RefSeq and is a predicted model, not a curated record. Gene Ontology annotation, molecular function: beta-mannosidase activity.